This is a messenger RNA of Vespa crabro (European hornet), 764 nucleotides long. Its product is annotated as UPF0669 protein C6orf120 homolog. Lineage: Eukaryota; Metazoa; Arthropoda; Insecta; Hymenoptera; Vespidae. Bases 200 to 694 code for a protein of 164 amino acids. The record is from RefSeq and is a predicted model, not a curated record. The transcript has 5 exons.
AUUCCUACGACACUCUAUAUGUAUUAAUUUAUAAAAUUAAAUUUUGCAAUUUUCCAUGAUUGCUUGGUGUCACAACUGCAUCUAUAAAUAUUGCAAAAAGAUAUAAUUGUUAUGUUAUAGGAAAUAAUAACUGUUAUUAAAUUUUCAGAAAUAUUACAACUUUGUUUUUCUUUUCAACAAUGAUGAAUAACAUUGUACUAUGAAGAUUAUAUUUCUUAAUUUGCUUUUGCUACCUUCCAUUUUGUCAUUGAAUGAAGAAUUAUUACAUUAUGUUAGUGAUGAUGUAUCAGGUGGAUCUUACAAAUAUUAUAGUUUAAUGUAUGAAGGUAUUAUCAAAAUUCUGUUAAUAUCCCAAACUGGAGAUGCAGAUUUGUAUGCAUCACAUACAACGGCGAAACCAACUUAUGAACCAGAUCACUAUAGUCUGCAAUCUACAACUUGUGGAGAAGAUAUUAUAGUUGUACCAGACAAUUUCAAAAGGCCCGUUAGCAUAGGAGUGUAUGGACAUCCUUCGCAUGAAUUAAGUAAAUAUACUUUAUUGGUAUACGAAGUGAUAUCAAUGGAUGAUCAGACAACUUAUGAUCAAAAAGAAGAGAAUAUUUACAAGGAUAGUUAUAACAAGAAGAAAAGUCCAACAUUUAUAGUUACUUUUAUGAGGUCUAUUGGCAAUGUAUUAUUUGAAAUACUUUUUUAAUGACACGUAUAAUUAUUCACAAUAGAUUGCUCUGGUAUAAUAACAAUUUAUUAUAGUGAAAUAUAUACAU